ACAGUCACCCGGAAGCAUGCACAAUUCCCAAAGAUGGCGGAGCAAUGUCCAAUGGCGAUAGCUAUGCGCCUAAGAAAUCAACUACAGACUGUUUACAAGCUUGAUCCACUAAGGAAUGAGGAGGAAGUGAAAUUGAAAAUCAAAGACCUCAACGAGCAUAUUGUAUGUUACCUGUGCGCUGGCUACUUCAUAGAUGCUACAACAAUUACAGAGUGCUUACAUACCUUUUGUAAAAGCUGUAUUGUGAAAUACCUUCAGACCAGCAAGUACUGUCCAAUGUGCAACAUCAAAAUUCAUGAAACACAGCCUUUGCUGAAUCUAAAGUUGGACCGAGUAAUGCAAGACAUCGUCUACAAAUUGGUCCCAGGUCUGCAGGAGAGUGAAGACCGCAGAAUAAAAGACUUUUAUCAGUCACGUGGCCUUGAAAGAGUUAUACAACCUUGUGGAGAUGACAUAUCCCCAGAUCAUGGACGAUUACCGUAUACAAGCUUUGAUCAUUCCAAAGCUCAUUUCUACAGAUAUGAUGAACAGGUUUCCUUAUGUCUAGAGAGGCAAAGUUCGUCGUAUUCAUCAAAGGAUAAAAGCAAAUUAACCUUACAGCAGAAGUUUGUCCGGUGCUCAGUCAGAGCAGAGGUCAGACACCUGAGGAAAGUGUUGUGUCAUCGGCUCAACGUGGAAAAGCACCAGGUCCAGAUGUUACUCAAUAAUGAGUCCCUUCCGGAUCACAUGACCAUGAAACGGCUGUGGCUCUCCUACUGGUUUGGCAAGGCUCAACCCUUGGUCCUUCACUACAGCAUCAAGGACAAACGCACAAGAUAGAAGUUUUGUAAUGGUCUCAACAAAUGUAGACAUUUUUUUCUAUUUUACAUAAUUAUUAUAUUUGAUAUUUUUGUGUGCUGACGUUUUUUAUUUGAUUGUUUUGUACUUUUGAAAAUAAAUUAAAAUGUUUA
Molecule: messenger RNA, 950 nt
Organism: Sardina pilchardus (European sardine)
Lineage: Eukaryota; Metazoa; Chordata; Actinopteri; Clupeiformes; Clupeidae
Gene: pcgf1
Product: polycomb group ring finger 1
Exons: 9
Coding region: 34-819 (261 amino acids)
Biological process (GO): negative regulation of transcription by RNA polymerase II
Cellular component (GO): PRC1 complex
Molecular function (GO): promoter-specific chromatin binding
Source: RefSeq, a predicted model, not a curated record